Meloidogyne enterolobii is the source of this 618-nucleotide messenger RNA. The record is from the annotation of a GenBank genome assembly. Lineage: Eukaryota; Metazoa; Nematoda; Chromadorea; Rhabditida; Meloidogynidae.
AUGGGGUCAUUAUUAACUCGUUGUAGCAAAUCUUCCCAAGAAACUAAUGAAGAUUCUGUUGAAAAAUCACUUAUAACAACCAAAAUAAAGAAAAGUGAAGUAGAGCAUUUUAAAAGGGACAAAAAUUUACAGAAAUUAAUAGCUGGGGCUCAUCCUGAAGAAGUUGGAGGGAUUAGUGCUUAUUUACUACAACAUAUGAAUAGAGAUCUAGAUAGAGGAAGUUACAAUAAAGUUGAGAUAUCUGUCAAUAUUAUCAAUUUAUUAUUGGAUAAUUGUCGGAAGGUUUCAAGCUGGACAGUUUUAGUCCAAAAUUAUUUUGAAAUGGUUAAGAGACUUUUGCAAACGGAAGAAGCCAGAUUAGAAUCUUUGGGCACAGAAUUAUUUCAACGACACAUUAAUCUUCAUUAUGACGUGGGAAAUACAUUAUAUAAGGAAUACAAUAUUAUAGCCAAAAAGUUUGUUGAAUUUAUGGGAAGGGAAAAUGAAAAUACUCGAAGAUUGAAUGGAUUUACUGGAAUUAGUGGUAAAAUAUUUAAAAAUUUAUUUAAUAAUAAAAUUAAUAAAUUAAGUAAUGUGUACAAAUUUAUUAUUAAAAAAUAUUUCAAAAAAUACCGAUAA